AGAGAUACCUUGUUACUAUCUCUGUUCUCUGUGCUGUCAUUGCUACAAUUCAUUCCCCUUUUCUAGAAAGAAAACUAGUAGUUGCUGGUCUUUAUUCUAGGUUUUGUUAUUUCCAGUGUUGAAAGAGUUCUAGAGAAAUGAGUGCAUCUGAAUAGAAAUGGGGAGAGAUAUCCCACCUCUGUAAGAGCUAGCUACGUUCUCUAGGGAAUUACCAAAACUUUGGUGUCCCUCUGCAAUAGCACUAUUCCUUAGUCUGCCCAAGCAGAUUCUUAGGAUAGGUGGUAAUCAGACAAAGAUGAAUCAUUGUGAAUUGAAAGUCGAUAGACACAGAGUAAGUUUGAGAGCCACCAAGGAUCUAGGAGCUGAAGGGAAGGGUGCAUCAGUAGGUAUUCUAUGUGAACCCAUUUUUUAGAUUCUUCAUUGGUACUUACACGAGAGUUCCUCAUUUUCAAAUGUAUGCUGCAGCCAACUAAUACUCCUGCUUCUAUGGCAGGCAGUAGGAUAUGAGGAGGCAGCAACUAUCAUUACCUUCUAAUUUACCUAUGGGUGAGGAUUUACCCGAGAGUAUCCCACACCACUUGCCUUGACUUGUGGUAACCUUUAGGUGCCUCCAACCCUUCUGAGUUCAACAUGAUGGUCUUUCAACCUUAUGGGAGUAGUAGGGGAACUCCUCAGCCUCUGUAUUUUCCCUAACCCACUAUCAACACUGUGUAGGUAUGGGUUUGUGUGUGUGUUUAUUUAAAAUAAUUCCUUAUAGAAACAGUGGUAAAUGAAGUAGCUCUUAGCAUUAAAAAACAGGUGAAGAAGUCUUAUGCCAAGGAAAACUGGUAGCUGCCUAACUAAAUAAAGCUACCCUUACAAUAAUGCCCACUGUCCCCACUGCUUACCCCUCACUUCCCAGAUAUAGGCCCCAUGGACUCAGAACUCUAAGGAAAGGGCUGGGGAAUGGCAGAUAUGGGAGAGGGAAGCUGUGAGGGUAGAUGAUAAGGGUUCUGUCUGGAUUAUCCCCUCCUUUGGAAAACCCAGGGCUCCUAUCAGGCCAGCAUUUCCUCCCUUCUCUCUGCCCCCACCUUCUUGUUCUUGCCCAAAGCCAGGCAUCUCGCCUCUCUGUAGGGUGAGCAGAUAGAGGCAUAUUGCUUCUGGCAGAAACUACAAAUUUGAGGAACUCAAGGGAAAUGGACCCCAGGCUACUCUUAGUCUUCCUCUUCCUCUUCCUCCUGAGCGCCUCCCAUUCCCAAACUCCCUGUGAGAGCCACGAAGUGGCUAGCAAGCUGGAAACCAACUGUGAAUCCCUUGGUCUGAAGUCUGUGCCAUUGAAGCUGCCCCCAAAAACUACCACUCUCCUCCUUCAGAAGAAUGACCUGAAAUCCUUCUCCACUUCUUCCCUCAGUCUUCUAACCCAACUCACUGAGCUCAACUUGGCUAAAAAUAAUAUGAGUGUCCUGGUGGCAGAUGAGAAACUUCCACUCCUCUCAAUCCUUGAUCUCUCUGAUAAUGACCUACAGACCCUUCCCCAACUAAGGUACUUUCUCCCCUCUCUCACAUCGCUUGACCUCUCCAGAAAUGCCCUGAAGUCUCUCUCCGCAGAAAUCCUGGCUGGUCUGGAUUGCUUAGAGAACCUCUACCUUCGAGGCAACGAGCUGAGGAGUCUGCCCCCAAACUUUCUGAAAGCAGCACGCAAACUCGAGAAGCUGGAUCUGGCAAACAAUUACUUGGAACAACUGUCAGCAGACCUGUUGGCAGAUCUUGAGAAUCUAAAUACCCUCUUCCUACAGAAUAACCUGCUCUCUGUCCUUCCGGCUGGCUUCUUUGAGAACAAUCUCUUCCUGUCUUAUGUCUUCCUCCAUUCCAAUCCAUGGAACUGCAGCUGUGAAUUUCGAUACCUACAUGACUGGCUACAGGAAAAUUGGGGUAAUGUCUACCUCUGGAAGGAAGGUAUGAAUGUCAAGGUCAUGACUCCAACUGUGGAGAGUGUAGAGUGUGAGGUUCCCUUUAGAACACCUGCCUACAACUUCUCUUUGAACUGCCCCAUCACUGUGAAUUAUGCUUAUGACAGCUAUGAUAAGUAUGAUGGGCUAACUGUGAAAGGGGUCCCAGAAUCUGAAACUACUACUAUUCCAAACACCGUCUCCCUGGAGCAUUCCACAGUCCUUAACAGAUCAAAAAUGACCAUGACAGAACUCACCACAUCCCCAAAAACUGCAGAAAAAACCACAUUCCCAAAUCCCCAAAGGUCCACCAUAUUCCUUAACCCAAAAACAGCUGUGUUCCCAACAAUGCCAGAACUCACUAGGUUAUUUAUCUCCUCAGAAGCUCCUACAAUCCAGGUUACUUCAGAACCCACUACAUUCUCAGAGAAUCUGGAAACAACCAGGCCCCCAACCUCUCCAGAAGCCAUCACAUUCCCUGUAACCUCAGAAAAAGCCAUGCUCCAAACCACCCCAGAACUUGUCACAUUUCCAGCCACAAAUUCCAUUGCACAUACUUCUCCCCUGCCUGUUACCUCCCCAAGUCUCUCUUCAACUUUAACCCUCCUGAAUUCCAAAAUUCUCCCACCAAAUGAAGCUCUAGGAAGCUCAGGUGAUCCCAGCAAUUCCUCUCCCCUUUCCAUCUCCUGCUGCCUUUUCUCUCUGAGGUUCUACAUUUUUGGAAUAGCUUGGGUUCUGGUCUCUUCCAUUGUUCUCAUUCUCUUCUUAGCUCUAGCCCAGCCCCCACCUCACCUGCCAAGGACCCAUGCUUUUAUGGAGGACAUUCCCAAACCACAGGCCACUGUCCACCUUGAGCUCCUUAAGGGGAAGGAGGUGAUAGUCCCUAGAGCUUGCCUCCUUUAUCUUGAGGGAUUAAUACCCUCCUUCCGCACUAGACUCUUUUUGUGGGUACAGUCCAAUGGCCGAGUGGGCCCUCUGACUCUGAAGAGGAAACCAUCUGCCAUAAGCCUGGGUCGAGGGGGAGACCUACUGGGGUCAGUCAGCAUCAGGUAUUCAGGUCACAGCCUCUGAGAAGUGCUUCUAUAAACAAACCCUGUCAUGCUCAGAUUCCUAGACAGAAUCUAGCAUCCUAAAUGACUUGGGAAAGAUCAGUGUGGAUGUGGCAUACUCUUCUGAAAUCUAGGGGCAGCAUAUGAAUCCAAAAUAAAAAUUUCUUCUAGUAAUCAGUUCUUACUGUGUGUAUUGGGCAGGGGUGGGGGAGAAAGAUUUUAGGUCUUGGGGGUGGUAAGAUAUACUGGUGGGGUAGUACUAUCUACAUUGCCACAUUCCCUCUCCCCAUCACAGAUUUUGAGUUUGAAGUGGUGGUGGGACAUUCAAGAAGAGAUGUCCUGAAAGCAUUUGGAGAUGGGGCUGGAUUCAAGUGGGUAACAAAGCAGCGACCAAAGAUGGUAGGAAAGAAGACUAACCGGGACACGAGGGGGAAGCAUUGGAGGAAGUAGAUAUGAAUGAAAUGGAGACACAGCAUAAGGAGGGAAAAGAUUGAAUUUCUAAGUCACAUGCAUUAACAUUUUUUUUUCAAUUGCAGAAAAGUUUAGUUUUUUCUGAAGUUUGAACCAUAGAACUCUCUUGAUGCUCUUUCCUCUACACCACAAUGUCUUGGUGUGAUAGGCUUGGGAUACCCCCCCCCCCCCCCCAAGUAGAAUCCUUUGGGGGAGAGAAAAUAAGUAGAUUGUUCCCCUGGAACACUAGGGUCCUCCAGUGCUAACUUCCUAUUCCCCCAGAAUCUCAAAACAUUUUAUCUCCUGGAAAGACUCUCGUCUCGUUACCUUCCCAAAUGAGUCCCAACAGACCUUUCUCCUUUCCUUGAGACAUCCUCUUUCCUGACCACCUAACCUCCUCUUCUAGCACCCAGCACAGACGGAACAAAUAUUUAGGAUUUCAGCCCACAAUUAUCUCCUGAGAUCCAGCCCCACAUCUCCAACUGCUUUCAAGACAUCUCUUCUUGGACACCCCACCACUUCAAACUCAAAAUUUCAAAAUCCAGACAAAUCACAAUGUCCCCAAACCUUCCACCCACCUCUAUUUAACUUUACUUUUUAAUGCCAAAGGAAAUACCAUCCUCAAAGUCAUCCAGGCUGAAAACAUCAAAAUCCCUUUACUAUGGAAUGUUGCACCAGGUUCAAGCCUGACUUCUUACACAUUGAUGUCAGAGGUUUUAAAAAGGUUAAUGUUUAUAAAAAAAAAUUAUUGUCCUCUUCUGUAUUCUUAAAGACCUUUCAAUGAUCACCUUUAUUAACUUAAUUUUAGUUUGCAUAUGGGUUAAGGAGCCAAUGAUCAUAUCCACAUUUGCACCUUCACAUUUUGCAACUGCAAAAAAAAUCAACAAAUGUUUAUCUUUUACAGCUACAAAAGGCUAAAAGAUGUUACCCCACAGUUUAUCCUUUAUGCCCGUUUACCUUACCUCUUUACCAACUGGCUAUAGCAUAGAAUGCCUUGUCUGAUGUUAUUAAUAACAACCACAGAACAUCAGAACUAGAAGAAGCCUGUAAGAACAUGGAGCCCAAUCCCCUCAUUUUACAGAUGUGAAAACCGACACCCUGAGAUCAAGUAAUGUGCUUGAGCUCACACAGCUAGUUUUAAUCUUAUGCUUUGUUUUUAACUUAGAAAAGAGGUCAGUAGAAUAUUUACUCUCCUUCCCCAAUGCCAAUGUGGUUUGUUCAAUUUUAGGUUGGAACUGUUCCUUUACCAUACUUUGGGCUUCUUUACUUUCCUGGUCUAUAGGAAGCCUACUGCUCCAUAUCUCCAUCUAGGAGUGGGUCUUAAGAAGGCUUCAGGUUACAUCAAAGUGCCCACAAGGUGCAAAGGUAACAAAAGCACUGUCCCGGAUCAAGAGACUUGGAUUCUAGUGCCUGCUUUGCCACUGUGUGACUGUGAAGCUUACUUUCUCUGUCUAGGUCUCAAUUUCCUCCUCUAUAAAAUGAGUGUUGAAUUGAAUGUGCUCAAAGAUCCCUUCCAGAACUGAUUCCAUUACUUUGAUUUGCUUACACUAUUAAAAUGUUGAUAAUUAUAACCUAGCAGAA
Messenger RNA from Vombatus ursinus (common wombat), 5008 nucleotides. It is a transcript of the gene GP1BA, whose product is annotated as glycoprotein Ib platelet subunit alpha. Bases 1176 to 2999 code for a protein of 607 amino acids. The transcript is spliced from 2 exons. Gene Ontology annotation, molecular function: protein binding. The record is from RefSeq and is a predicted model, not a curated record. Lineage: Eukaryota; Metazoa; Chordata; Mammalia; Diprotodontia; Vombatidae.